CGAUGUUUAGUUACAUGUUGGGAAUCAAAGAUUUGCCUCUAUCUGCCUCCUUCUUCUCGGCUGUUGAUAUCGAUCAUGUUCUUCGCAAAGAAGUGACAACGAAUUGCAAAACAUUAUCUUAUGAUGCUAAAAUUGAUGAUGGUACCCGUAUGACGAUUCACGACAUCCUAAAGAAUACGAUUUCUUUGGGUACAGAAGAUUCCCCAGACACGUCAGAAAAUAAUAAACAAUUAAGAGAACCGCUUGGGAUAUCAUCGGAGUUUCUGACACCAUAUCAGUCUCCCGAUAAUAACAAUCUCUUGAUCAUUCAAUGUUUUUCAGAAGAAGAUAAGGUCAGAUCGAGUAUUAUUAAACUAUAUAGAAAAUCGUCGAGAAAUGAUCAUAAAAAAACCAAAUCGGCGAGACAAUCUGUUAAGAAUGACUCGUCGAAAAAUGAUCAUAAACAAACCAGUUUGUCGAACGAUGAACAAAAUAAUUCGAGCGACGAUCGUGAACAAGAUAAUUUGAGCGAUGAUCGUGAGAAAAAUGAUCAGAGAGAUGACCGUGAGAAAAAUGACCAGGGCGAUGAUCGUGAACAAAAUAAUACAUCGAGCGAUGAUUGUCCUAUAAAAGAAUUGAACCGACUAAAUGCUCAGAAAAAAUCAGAUAUACUUAAAGACGACUCCACAAAAAUCAAAUCAUCGGACGAUGGUUAUCUUGUUGAAUUUGUUAAAAAGUCUAGUAAAAAGUCGGGAAAACCGAAAUCGAAAAGAUCGCUCCUAAAUAAAUACCAAGACAUCUUGAGCGUUUUCCGCAGAAAUUUCCGGUCACAACGGACUUUUUUCUCAUCUAAAAAUUUAUUGGCUCUGCAAGCAACCCAAAGGCUACUUCAAGUUUCCGCAGAGAAAGAUAAGGACGAACAGACCAGUUUUCCCGGUGCAAAAGAAAGCUAUUUCACUAAUAAAAUUCAAUUCAUUCAAAACAUCGAUCCAAUACCGACUUAUCGAGUAAUGGACAGACAAGGGAAAGUACUGGAUCCUUCACAAGAACCACAGGUAUCGAAAGAAUUUGCCGUCAAGAUUUAUAAAGACAUGGUUACACUAAACAUCAUGGAUCUAAUUCUUUACGAAGCUCAACGACAAGGUCGAAUAAGCUUCUACAUGACAAAUUACGGGGAAGAAGCUUACAUUGGAAGUGCCGCCGGUUUGGAUAGUCAAGACAUGAUUUUUGGCCAAUACCGAGAAGCCGGAGUUCUUUUAUAUCGUGGAUUCACUCUGGAUGAAUUUAUGAAUCAAUGUUACAGUAACGAAAAAGACUUGGGUAAAGGUAGGCAAAUGCCCGUACACUAUGGUUCCAAGAAGUUAAACUUUCAGACAAUUUCUUCUCCGCUCGCGACGCAAAUUCCGCAAGCAUCGGGAGCCGCCUACGCACUCAAGAGGGCAAACAUAAAGAGUUGCGUGAUGUGUUAUUUCGGUGAAGGUGCUGCUAGCGAAGGUGAUUUUCAUGCUGCAUUGAAUAUGGCAGCGACAAUGAAAUGUCCGGUAAUAUUUUUUUGUCGAAAUAAUGGUUUCGCGAUUUCCACACCCGCGCUGGAGCAAUACAAAGGAGAUGGUAUAGCAAGCAGGGGAAUCGGGUAUGGAAUUGACACCAUACGUGUUGAUGGA
Molecule: messenger RNA, 1643 nt
Organism: Acaulospora morrowiae
Lineage: Eukaryota; Fungi; Glomeromycota; Glomeromycetes; Diversisporales; Acaulosporaceae
Source: the annotation of a GenBank genome assembly